AUGCUGUGCCACGUGGACUUCGUCGACUGCGCACCCCCGUGGAGCACGAUGACGUCCUCCGCCUCCCCGAUAGCAAGCUGCCCGGAGCAUAUAAAAGCAAGGGCCAUGGACUCGACCUUCAGUGGACACGGCAGCACCGCCGUGACGAUGUCGCCUUACGUGCCUCUACUUGUGCAGGUUGGUGAUCGAAAGUAUGGUUUUCAUAGUAACUGUACCUGCCUGAUUGUGCUGCCGAGUCCACACACUGUUCUUGGUUGCUUAAAUGACUGUGUUUCAGUUGUAAGCCUGUUACUGAAGUUGUCCGGUGACGUAGAGGAAAAUCCUGGGCCCGAGGUUGAAAAAAUGCUGGAGGAAAUAUUAAGUAACCAGAGUAAACUACUAGCAAAAGUUAAUGAAAUUCAGGCCAAGCAGACAUCUACGGAUGCCAGCAUUUCCGACAUGCAUGUUAGGCUCCAGACUAUUGAAAGACAACUUGAAGGGUUGGGUGAAACACAGAACCGGCUUACUAUGAUAGAAUCAAGUGUUGGUCGCCAUGACAGUGAAUUGACGGCCCUUGCCAGGCAGAUCGAUGACUUAGAUAAUCGUUCUAGACGCAACAACCUUAUUGUACGCGGAGUGGAAGAAGAAGAAUCUGAGGAUGAGGCAGUACUCUUAAGUAAGGUGAAUGACGAUAUCUUUGACAAGUUACUUGGCUCAAAGUGUAGAUCCAUUGAGAGAAUUCACCGUCUAGGAAAGAAAAUACCUGAAAGAAGCCGUCCGGUCAUCUUGAAAGUAGGAGACUUCAGGGACAAAACCAAAAUACUGAAAAACUGCCGCAAGCUCAAGGGGACACAAUUCAGUAUCAGUGAAGAUUACUCUAAACGAGUAGUUGAAAUCAGAAACAUAUGGAUUUCAUCAGCGGAUGAAGAGCAAAGAGCAAAGGUUAAACUAAUCAUCGAUAAACUGAAAGUAAACAACGUUCUCUAUGGCUGGAAUGAGGCUACCAACGAGCGAUUCAGGUAUGCUAGCCCAGGUCUCACCAGCUCUGACUGA
Rhipicephalus microplus (southern cattle tick) is the source of this 1032-nucleotide messenger RNA. RefSeq lists its product as uncharacterized. NCBI's taxonomy places the organism in Eukaryota, Metazoa, Arthropoda, Arachnida, Ixodida, Ixodidae. The record is from RefSeq and is a predicted model, not a curated record.